GGCAGUUUUUUUGGUUAUCUGUUUUUUUUUUUUUGGGUUCUUUUGGGAACAUCUCGACGUUAUCUUGUUUCUCUUGAAGCUCAAACUAGACUAACCAACCACACAACGAACACCAAAAAAUCCAGCGACGAUGCUGAGCCUCUCCGUAGCUCCGCCGUCGACCGCCACCUUCCGUCGUAACCCGACCCCCUUCACAAGCCGCAAUUCAACCUUCAAUGGCAUUCGAAUCGCGCAAGCGUUCCCCACGCGCUCCACUCCUUGCUCGCGCUCUAUCCGAAACCCUAGGCCACUCUCAGUAGUGAUGAUGGCGAAGAGAGAAGAGGAGCUGAAAGAGAUUAGAGCGAAGACUACGGAAGAAAUCAACGAAGAGAUUAUUGACCUUAAGGGAGAACUGUUCAUGCUCCGUUUAAAUAGGUCGGCUCGCAAUGAGUUCAAGUCCAGCGAGUUUCGCCGUAUGCGCAAAAGGGUUGCCCGCAUGCUCACGGUUAGGAGGGAGAGAGAGCUUGUUGAAGGAAUCAACAAAAGGAUUUCAAGAAAGCUCGAUCGCCAAUGGAAGAAAAGCAUUGUUGUUAGACCACCCCCAUCCCUAAAGAAGUUACAAGAGGAAGAGGCUGCAGAAAGGGCCGCAGAAGCCGAGAAAUCCGCAUGACCCGAAAUUAAUACCCUUUUCGAGCGGAAGUAUGAGGUUUUUCUCUGUUUCUUCGUGAUUGUAAGAUUGAGCUAUUCAAUUUGUGACUUGACUUCUGUAUCAGAGCAUGUAGUUAAAUGUAUUUAUCAAUGUUGGUCUGUUUUCUUUUC
Molecule: messenger RNA, 798 nt
Organism: Rhododendron vialii
Lineage: Eukaryota; Viridiplantae; Streptophyta; Magnoliopsida; Ericales; Ericaceae
Product: large ribosomal subunit protein uL29c
Exons: 2
Coding region: 131-649 (172 amino acids)
Biological process (GO): translation
Cellular component (GO): ribosome; chloroplast
Molecular function (GO): structural constituent of ribosome
Source: RefSeq, a predicted model, not a curated record